AUGGAUCGCGACAUUGAAAAGACUUCAACGAAUUCAGGGACACUCGGCCCCGAGAGGAACGACACGACUUUGGCGACGAUUCAAUCACCACAAGCAAUUAGGACUCGCUCACGAGCAUCUGCCAGUAUAUCCCGCUGUCAGUCUCAGAAUGGUUACAGCUGUAACCCCCACAACGAGCCUUCGGAUGAUGAAGUUGAGAAGGAUCCUUUCGAAGUCGGUUGGGAUGGAGGUGACAACGACAGUCUAUGUCCCCGGAGCUUUCACAAGAUGAAGAAGUGGCUCAUUAUAAUCAUUGUAUCGUCUGGAAGUCUCUGCGUGACUGCUGCUAGUUCCAUCUAUACAUCUACGUAUGGACAGAUGGAGGAUGAAUUUGGCAACUCACGAGAAGUCUCCAUCCUUGGUCUUUCGUUCUUUGUUUUAGGUAUCGGACUAGGCCCCAUGUUCCUCGGUCCCUUGAGCGAGUUCUAUGGUCGAAGGCUUAUCUAUGUUGUAUCGUGGACUCUUUAUGUCAUCUUCAUCAUUCCUCAAGCCGUGGCUCAGAAUAUCGAGACCGUGAUUGUGAGUCGAUUUCUCGAUGGGUUCGCCGGUAGCGCAUUUCUGGCUGUGUCAGGGGGCACUGUUGGAGAUCUCUUCACGGCAAAUGAGUUGCAAGCGCCUAUGUUGAUGUUUUCGCUCGCACCCUUUGUAGGUCCGUCGAUUGGACCUUUAAUUGGGGGUUUCAUCAACUAUAACACUGACUGGAGGUGGACUCAUUGGACUCUUCUGAUCUGGGCAUUUGUUCUACUACUGGGUAUUGUGUUUCUUGUCCCUGAGACGUAUCAUCCGAUCCUGCUCAAGAACAAAGCAAAACAGAUGCGAAAGGAAACUGGAGAUGGAAGAUGGAAAGCCCCUACAGAAAAGGUUCAGAAAUCAGCCACCAGCGCGAUAGGUCGAUCGCUUCUACGACCAUUUCAGCUAUUAAUCUUCGAGCCUAUGUGCCUGAACCUAUGCAUCUUCACAGCCAUCGUCCUCGGCAUUCUAUAUCUCUUCUUUGGGGCUUUUCACCUUGUAUUCGGCAAUAUUUACGGCUUCAACCUUUGGCAGAAUGGCUGCUCUUUUCUCGGCAUCCUCGUGGGAAUGCUGCUCGCCGCUGGCCUUGAUCCCCUGUGGCACAAUAUUCGGAACAAACUCAUCCGCAAGUUGAGCGAGGAGACCGGCGUUGAAGGAAACAGCCAGCCUGAGUUUAGAUUACCUCCAGCCAUUUUGGGAGGUAUCCUUGUUCCAGUUGGUAUAUUCAUGUUUGCUUGGUCGUGUUAUCCCCGGGUUCACUGGAUUGUGCCCAUAAUGGGAUCGGCAAUCUUUGGAGCUGGAAUCCUUCUUGUGUUCAGUGGAGUCUUCACCUUUCUAGUGGAUGCGUAUCCACAGUAUGCCGCAAGUGCCCUUGCUGCUAAUGCAUUCGUGCGUUGUGUCUUUGCUGCUGCAUUCCCCCUGUUUGGUAACCAGAUGUAUACCAAGCUCAACAACCACUGGGCUUCGUCUUUGCUAGCUUUUCUGACAGUUGCCAUGAUGCCUUUCCCUUAUCUGUUCUUCCGGUAUGGGAAGAGAAUCAGGGCCAACAGCCGAUUUGCUACUUCUUAGAGAAUGUUCAUCGAGGUUAGACUUGGGGGUAUGAGAAGAGUGUGUGAUCAGGGCUGCAAGUCCUGACUUCAUCCGUGUACCCGCGCCACCAGACCAGGUACCAAAGCCUCUGCACUGCAGCUAUGAGAAGGACAUCUCAAACUAAUACCCCGAGAGUCCUACUAGGUCAAGAGUGGCUUUUGCGGGAAAAUGAGUGGAUUGAUAGCCGGUUGUACAAAAAGGCUGGUCUAGCUCCUAUACACAGGGCUUGGAAUAUUGGCGCUUUUGUAAUUUGUAUUCGAAGAUACCUAAAAGCGUAAUAAGUUAGCUCUAUUGCUUGAAAAGAGGGGAUACCAAGAAUUUCGAUGAGGUUGCAUGAUCUGAUUGUGAAUGCUUGUUAAGAUCGCCCUCGGCUGAAAGGCAUUUCAGGAUUCCCCCAGAAUUAAUGCAGCCAGCUAAGUUUAUCUUGAGUAAAGAUCUUCCCGGGCCGCUAGGCAAAUGCGGGGAUCUGGAUGACGG
Fusarium oxysporum Fo47 is the source of this 2115-nucleotide messenger RNA. Its product is annotated as major facilitator superfamily domain-containing protein. Gene Ontology annotation, biological process: transmembrane transport. NCBI's taxonomy places the organism in Eukaryota, Fungi, Ascomycota, Sordariomycetes, Hypocreales, Nectriaceae. Gene Ontology annotation, cellular component: membrane. The transcript is spliced from 6 exons. Gene Ontology annotation, molecular function: transmembrane transporter activity. Bases 1 to 1617 code for a protein of 538 amino acids. The record is from RefSeq and is a predicted model, not a curated record.